Mangifera indica (mango) is the source of this 1600-nucleotide messenger RNA. RefSeq names its product ceramide synthase 1 LOH3. The transcript has 7 exons. The record is from RefSeq and is a predicted model, not a curated record. Gene Ontology annotation, biological process: ceramide biosynthetic process. Lineage: Eukaryota; Viridiplantae; Streptophyta; Magnoliopsida; Sapindales; Anacardiaceae. Gene Ontology annotation, cellular component: membrane; endoplasmic reticulum. Gene Ontology annotation, molecular function: sphingosine N-acyltransferase activity. The coding region runs from base 166 to 1101 and encodes 311 amino acids.
UCAUUGUUUUUUUUCUUAUUUAGAUUUUAACGAAAAUCCUCCGUCCUUCAUUUCAAACUCAAAACACUGUUCAGCAUAAAGUCUCUUCGCCGGAACUUUCACUUGUCCCUGAUCGGUCUAAUUUCUCUGUUUGUUUCUCCGUAAUAUCUUGAACCAAUAUCUCAAAUGGGCUUGAUUGAAUUUAUCGAAUCAAUCAAAUCUAUUGACUGGGAGCAAGAAUCGUUCCCAGCCUAUGAUGAUUUCAUUCUUCUUCCUCUUUUCUUCAUUUUCUUUCCCUCUGUUCGAUUCCUUCUCGAAAGAUUCGUAUUUGAGAAAGUGGGGAGGCGAUUAAUUUUUGGAAAUGAGCUCCAGAUGCUGAAGGUCGAUGAUGGAGAAAGAAGGAAAAAAAUUGGAAAAUUUAAAGAGUCAGCCUGGAAAUGUGUGUAUUUUCUUUCAGCAGAAGUUCUGGCCCUGUCUGUAACUUAUGAUGAACCUUGGUUUAAGAAUACUAGAUACUUUUGGGUGGGGCCAGGAGAUCAAGUUUGGCCGGACCAAAAAAUUAAGUUGAAACUGAAGGGAUUAUAUAUGUAUGCUGCUGGAUUUUAUACAUACUCCAUAUUUGCUCUGAUGUUUUGGGAAACAAGGCGUUCUGACUUUGGGGUGUCCAUGGGUCAUCAUGUUGCAACUGUCAUUCUCAUUGUGCUGUCAUACAUAUAUAGAUUUGCUCGUAUUGGUUCUGUUGUUUUAGCACUUCAUGAUGCCAGUGAUGUGUAUUUGGAGAUUGGGAAGAUGUCAAAAUACAGUGGCGCUGAAGGACUUGCUGGCUUUGCAUUUAUUCUUUUUGCUUUGUCUUGGAUCCUAUUGCGGCUAAUCUAUUAUCCUUUCUGGGUCCUUUGGAGUACAAGCUAUGAAGUUGUCCUGACCUUGGACAAGGAAAAGCACCCACUGGAUGGACCAAUCUACUAUUAUGUGUUCAAUACUCUUCUAUUUUGCUUGCUUGUUAUUCACAUUUAUUGGUGGGUCUUGAUAUAUCGGAUGCUUGUUAAGCAAAUCCAAGCUAGGGGCCGAGUUAGUGAAGAUGUUCGAUCAGACUCCGAAAGUGAAGAUGAACAUGAAGAUUAAUCAGGAAGCAAAUAAUUACAGCCAUUGUGUGACUCCUGUAAGGUGGGGAACUGCCUUGCGUUACACGACUGAUUUGUUCUUUAAUAAAAAUGAAACACAUGCGAUCUGUGGGAUUCCUUUGUAAUGAAGGAAUUGUAUACUGAUUUUUGAGAUGGUGUUAUAGCAGACAGAAGAUGGUGGCAAUUGAAUAGGUGUACAAUUCUUGAUGUGAGAUUUUGGGCCAUGCAAAGCACCAGCUUAGAUUUGUACUGACCCACCAAAGAUUUGUUUUGCGAGAAAAAAUUUCGUGAUCUUUAAAAUGUACUAUAUUUGAUCUCUAAUACUCGAUCCUCUUGCCUGUUGCAAGAGUUUUGUUAAUGCACUCAAUUCUUUUUGUAACCGACCGAAGAACUUUGGUUCAGAUCGGUUACUGUUUAACGUUCAUCGUCAGUUUAAAAGUGUUUAUGUUUGAGCGGAUAGUGAUUAAUGAAAAUUUAAUGAGUCCUAAUCACGUCUUUAA